CUUACCUUGAUCUGGUCGUACAUUUAAGGUCAUUAUUGGGCAGCAAUUUGAUUGGGACUCACGCUGCCCAGAAACAUCUCAUUUGGGCUAAUGAUUAUUGGAAAGAAAAAUCUGAUGUCAAUGGUUUAGGAUCCAAACGUGCGAACUUCUCACCACUUCGAUUUUUUGAAGCUCAUUUUCUAUUCAUUGAAAUCAAUAUGUCAUAGUUGAUGAAGAUCUCGGCUUUGAUUGCUGGCUUGGGAAAGUACAUACCAACUUAAUAUUCUUCUGCUAAUACACUCCACUGUCGUUAGUACUACCGAACAAUCGUUGGAUAACAGAGAGAUCGAAAUCUCGCGUUUGGAUUAAGUUAAGAUCAUAAAACGUCAAGGAAAUUUUUGGCAUAUUAAUCACUUUUUGGCACUUCCCUGGCAAUUGAAAACGACAUUAAAAAAAAAGAAGAUUCGUUUAUUUAUUUUGAACGACUGAAUUUCACUUAGAACUGAGGRAAAAAAAAAAAAAAAAAUCUUGGCCACUUCAAAGGUACAGGCUCCGUUAGGCAUCAUCAAUAGUGCAUAGUGAACAUAGCAAUGUCAUCUUUUGGACAACUUUACGAAGACGACUGCUCCAUCGCUUGUAGACCACCAAAUAUCAAAGAAUUCCCGCCUGAUGUUCUAACACAAGACCAACGCUACUAUGGUGGUGUCGUUCUUCACUUGCUUUUCUCCAUACACAUAUUUUGCGCCUUGACUGUCGUAUGUGAGGAUUUUUUCGUAGCCUCCUUGAAUCAAAUCAGUAGAUGUCUCGGACUGAAGCCCGAUGUUGCAGGAGCAACGUUUAUGGCGAUAGGAAGCUCUGCCCCUACUCUUUUCAUAUCUAUAAUAUCUAUCUUCUUCACUGAAGGAGACAUUGGGCUUGGAACUAUCGUUGGCUCUACUAUAUUCAAUACCUUGUUCAUUAUCGCUUUAUGCGGGAUCGGCGCGGGAGUUGUCCUAGAAUUGAAGUGGUAUCCCGUAUGUCGGGACUCUUUGGUUUAUAUCAUCAGUGUUAUUGUUCUUAUGGUAUCGAUAUACGACAACGAGGUUUAUUGGUACGAGGGACUGAUUUUUGUUAUAGUGUACUCGAUAUACAUUAUCAUCAUGUACUUCAAUGAUCGGAUAGAGAGGGUUUGCCACAAGAUGGAACACAAACUGAGAAAAAAAGAAAUGGAAACAGAGGAAGCGAUACCCGAAGAAGAUGAAGAAUCUGAGGAAGAAAAAGAUUACGACCACAAAGUUGAUGACUGGGGGUUUCAUGAGACUCCUGCAUCCCGACUGACGCCCCCCGAAGGCAACUGCGCCAAGCUGCUUUGGGCUUUCACCUUGCCUUCAAUAAUCCUCUUCUACGUCACCAUCCCAGACUGCAGAAAGCAUACAUGGCGGAAGUUUUAUUUGGUGACGUUCAUGGUAGCAGUGCUGUGGAUGGCUAUCCUAUCGUACUUCCUGGUCUGGAUGGUUGCUAUCAUAGGGUAUACCUAUACUAUUCCAGAGAGCGUCAUGGGCAUGACAUUCCUGGCAGCUGGCAGUAGCCUUCCUGAUGCCAUCGCUAGUUUGGUGGUAGCCAAGCAAGGAAGCGGUGAUAUGGCGGUAUCGAAUUGUAUUGGCAGCAACGUGUUCGACAUGCUCUGUUUAGGAAUCCCAUGGUUGAUCAAGAGUGCUUUCUUACAGCCUAACCAACCUGUCAUUAUCCAGAGUGAGCACAUCUUCUUCACCUCGGCCAUGUUGAUCGGUAGCAUCAUUUGCACCAUGCUAUUGAUACAUCUAAACAAGUGGUUGUUGAACGUACGCGUGGGUGUCGGGUUUCUGGUCAUGUAUUUCUUGUUCCUCAUUGUAGCAACAUACAUCGAGUCUCUUACUUGCAUCAGUUGUCUGAGAAGCCUCAUUUGAGGCGGCGAAAGUGUUACAGUCGUUCAUCCCCUUGAUAGGGCACCCUGCUUUUAUGUACAGUCACUGCUUUUUGUCCCUUUGAAGUGCAUUAACUCUAAUACAGACACUUUGGCUGGUUCCUUUGGUGUUUGUAUUAACGAUAUUCACUAUGAAAGUGUAGUACUAAGUAUAACUGCAGCUUUUAGCCAUUGAACAAUGUUGCGUGACAAGGCGAAAAUUCAGCUGACAAUUCUUACUGGUUAAAAAUUAUCCGAAAAUAUGCCAAAAAUGUUCAUGUUUUCAUGCUAGUUCUGCUCGACAAUGGACCUAAUCCACUCGGGCGUAGUGUUUUGCCAAUUUCAGACCACGUGUCAUUCUCUUGAGAAUAUGAUUCCUGUUUGAGUUGUAUCUAUAUUCAUGUGUCUUCUCAUGUGCAACCGUUAAACAAAGAAAUGA
Molecule: messenger RNA, 2339 nt
Organism: Actinia tenebrosa (Australian red waratah sea anemone)
Lineage: Eukaryota; Metazoa; Cnidaria; Anthozoa; Actiniaria; Actiniidae
Product: sodium/potassium/calcium exchanger 4 pseudogene
Source: RefSeq, a predicted model, not a curated record